AUGGCCGACCACGUAUUGACCUUCACCUGUCCUGACAAGCCCGGCAUCGUAUAUGCGGUGACCGGCGUGCUAGCACACUACAACCUCACCAUCCUCGACCUACAACAAUUCUCCGACCCUGUGCAGAAGAAAUUCUUCAUGCGCGUCCACUUCGGCCACGCCGACGAUGUCACCCACCUCGACCAACCCCUCAACAGCCUCAACCUGAACAUGGAGUACCAAAUCCGACCCUGCGCGCAAAAACCGCGCGUGAUGAUCAUGGUCUCCAAAAUUGGGCACUGCCUCAACGACCUCCUCUUCCGCCAACGCAGCAAGCAACUCAACGUCGAAAUCCCCCUCGUCAUCUCCAACCACCCAGACUUCCGCCCUCUAGCGGAGAGCUACGGCGUGGCCUUCCACCACCUGCCCGUCACAGCCGACACCAAGCUCGACCAGGAGCGCCAGAUCCUCGAGCUGAUCAAGCAGCACGACAUCGAGCUCGUGGUGCUGGCCCGAUACAUGCAGAUCAUCUCUCCGGGUCUCUGCGAAGCCAUGUCCGGCAAGAUCAUUAACAUCCACCACUCGUUUCUGCCAUCCUUCAAGGGCGCCAAGCCCUACCACCAGGCCUACGACCGUGGUGUCAAGAUCGUGGGCGCCACGGCCCAUUUCGUCACGGCGGAUCUGGACGAGGGUCCUAUCAUUGAGCAACGGGUCACGCGUGUGGACCAUAGCAUGAGCGCCAAAGAGUUGGUGGACGAGGGCAGUAACGUUGAGACGCAGGUGUUGGCUGCGGCGGUCAAGUGGUGGAGCGAGCAGCGGCUAUUCUUGAAUGGGACUAAGACUGUUGUUUUCAACUAG
Messenger RNA from Cyphellophora europaea CBS 101466, 837 nucleotides. RefSeq names its product formyltetrahydrofolate deformylase. NCBI's taxonomy places the organism in Eukaryota, Fungi, Ascomycota, Eurotiomycetes, Chaetothyriales, Cyphellophoraceae. Gene Ontology annotation, molecular function: formyltetrahydrofolate deformylase activity. The coding region runs from base 1 to 837 and encodes 278 amino acids. The transcript has a single exon. The record is from RefSeq and is a predicted model, not a curated record. Gene Ontology annotation, biological process: 'de novo' IMP biosynthetic process.